UAUAAAUUAUUAUAAAUGUCAUGUCUUAAAACAGUUAAAACGUAAUCAUAUUUUAAUAUUAACUAAUAACUAUUAAGCCGAGAAUAGUAAAUCUUAAGUGAUUUGUAUUUCUUAAUGCAGACAUCAGGUGUUUGCUUAUAUUUAUUUAUUUAAUAAUUUGUCCUCUGCAAUGUCUGUCACAAAAUCUUAUACAAACCGUUUAAAAAGUGAUGUGAAAUGUAUGCUGGAAAAUUUUGAAGGUAUUGUAAAAUUGUGCAAAACUGAUGAUGAUCAAACACAAAUUUCCAAAGCUACUAGAAGCGAAUUGAUCGCUUUUGAAAUGGAAGUAAGAGCAGCCAACAUUGUCCGAGCAGGGGAAUCACUUUUGAAACUGGUUUCAGAUAUGAAACAAUAUCUUAUAUUGAAUGAUUUUCCAUCAGUCAAUGAAGCCAUUGCUCAAAAUUCAAAACUUUUUCGCACUAAACAAGUAGAAUGUGAUCGUAAACUCACAAGUCUAGUCGAUGAUAUGUCUACAGAAUUGUAUGAACUUGAAGAAGAAUAUUAUACAUCAAAUUAUAAAUAAAGAAUUGCAAUAAUGAAAUUCAGUCUAAAAUUUUGAAAUUAAUCAAAUGAAGUUAAGAAAUGCUGAACAUUGGAUUUUUACAAACAAAUAUAAGAUACUUGAAUAAACUUAGUUAAUAAAAAAUAUUAAUUACAUACCCAAAAUACUUCUAAUGUAGUUCAGAAUAUAUCAUGACAAUUAAAAGU
Molecule: messenger RNA, 747 nt
Organism: Melanaphis sacchari
Lineage: Eukaryota; Metazoa; Arthropoda; Insecta; Hemiptera; Aphididae
Gene: MED22
Product: mediator of RNA polymerase II transcription subunit 22
Exons: 4
Coding region: 170-562 (130 amino acids)
Biological process (GO): regulation of transcription by RNA polymerase II
Cellular component (GO): mediator complex
Molecular function (GO): transcription coregulator activity
Source: RefSeq, a predicted model, not a curated record